Messenger RNA from Microbotryum saponariae, 2919 nucleotides. NCBI's taxonomy places the organism in Eukaryota, Fungi, Basidiomycota, Microbotryomycetes, Microbotryales, Microbotryaceae. The record is from the annotation of a GenBank genome assembly.
AUGCGCCCCAAGACCGCCGCUUCGGCCCACCACUCGGACCCUCGCACUGCUCCCGAUCAACCCACUCCACCCGGGAACUCGGCCUCUCCAGCUGUGGUCUCGGAGGCAGGCUGGACGAGCUCGCUGCGAACGAUGCUGAACCCGUCCACGCCCGCCGCGAUCCUCACCGACCUCGCACCCCAGAUAUUCCACGCCACACCCUUCAUAGGUCCUCGAUCGAGCUUGUACGACUCCUCCGCGUCGACCUCCUCCUCCUCCUCCUCCUCCUCGGCGUUGAGCUCGACUUCCCGCAUCCGCUCCCGGCUCGGUUUGGGAUGGUCCUCGACCCCCGCUUUCGCUCCUCACGCGAGUACGUCGCUCUACAUUCGCGAAAAAGUCGACGACCUCUUGAGGCUCGAAGUCCCCGCCAGUCCAUUCGAUCUAUCAACUUCGGACGCUUUCUCCACCGCGAACUCGACCUGCAACUCGAAACGAACCAUCCACGCCGCGCAGUCGGCCCCAGACCUCGCCGUCCCCCUGUUCCGAGGCUUCCAAGCGACCGCGCCUGCCGCCCGAUCCGCACGCCAAGAACGACGACGACGACGAGCCGGCUUGGGCGAGAUCGCGUUGGGCUUGGAGAAUAUCAAAUUGGGGCUCAAGGAUAGGGGUCAACAAGCCCGCGGGAUCCUGAGCGAUGAAGCGUCUUCGACUUUGGCUUCGGCUUCGGCCGCCGCUCAGGCCGAUCAGGUUCAGCUGUUGCGCAAGAGGAGGAGCGCGAGGAGGAGUGAGGUCUUGCAGCUCAGGGGGAGGAGCUCCAGUGCUCGCUACGAUCCUGCUGCGGUGGGCGAAGUACAUGCACAGGAGAAUGCGCCGGUGAUGACUGCGGACGAACUCGAAGCCGAUUCGCGCGCCGUCGAAGAGGAUAUGGGCAACGUCGCCGUACGCAGGGUGAGUGCUACAGCACAGUCGAAUAUCAAGGGACAGGGGGUCAUGGCCCUGAUCCUCGCAUCUGACACACCCACAGUCACUCUUGAAUGCGCAAAUCCUCGAGAUUGACGAAAAAAUGGCCGCGCUCGAUUCGAUCAGGGAGGAACUCAAGCGCAGUUUGCUCUUUUUGAGGGAGGAGGAACUCGAGUUGCAGGAUGAGUGUGCGUUGACCAGAGGGGAGCAGGUGAAUCGGACAACGUACUGAUUGCGACAUCAGACCACCCACAGUCGACGGUCUCCGCGAACGGAUGAACAGCCAGACCAAGACGGCAACGACGACGACGACCUCGCGACGGAGGAAAGGGCCGGCGUUCCUGCCAGGAGAACAUGAUGACCUACCGAGUGGCGUCGCUUUCAUGGUGAGUUGCCCGGCUAGGGUAAGCGGGUGCAUGGACGAUCACUGACGUCGGUGAUGCGUCUGGCAGACCUUGAGCGGACACCUAGGGCCCGUCUCGGCGCUCGACUUUUCCGAGCCGUACGGCGUCGCCGUCAGCGCGAGUCAGGACGAGACCGUACGCUUGUGGGACUUGAGCACCGGUGACGAAAUGGGACAAUUGCGUGGACACCAAGGUAAGAAACCGGGGUCCAUGUGCCGCGUGCGUAGCCCAGCUGGAGUGGAUCCCAUUCCUGAGUUGAUUAUACCCUCCUACAGGCGUCGUCAAAGCCCUCCAGGUCGAAGCAUCCGUCUGCAUCACCGGCGGCUCGGACGGCCAAGUGCGCAUCUGGAACGUUGACGAGGUUGAGGACCUCCUCACCUCUCCCAACGGACUGGGCGAAAACGAAGACGACGGAGGCGUACCUUCCUUCGAGAAAGUUUUCCUCGGUCGGGCGAAUGGGUACGUGGGGGGAAGGGAAGCUUUGGGUACGUUGAGUGAGAGUGUGAAUGGGGAAGAGGGUGGCGAGGCGAGGGAGGAACAACAUUCGGGGGCGUGCGUCAAGGUGUUGGAUGGGCAUACCAAGGCGGUGACGAGUUUGUACUUUGAUGGACCUUGUCUCGUGAGUCGUCCGGGAGCUAUUCAGUCUCUACGGGGAGUAGGUGCAUUGAACCGGGACGUGUCCCCAUGAGCACAGGUCACCGGUUCGUCAGACAGCACUUUACGCCAAUGGGACAUCCACACCGGCCAAAACGUCAUGACCAUGGACGUACUCUGGGCUAUUUCCAACCCUUCCCCGCUCGACAACCUCGACCCUUCAGAACCCUACUCGACCCCUGCCUCCUCCCCUCGCAAAUCCCUCGCCGCUCUCCGAAGGCAUUCAAGUACCUCCGGGACGGCCUUAUCAUUCUCGGGCUAUCCUUCCAGUCCGGCCACGACGAAUUACGCGGAUGGCAGUUUCGAACCUUACGAGGACUUUGUGGGGGGAGUGCAGUUUUGGGGUUAUGCGUUGGCGAGCGGGACCGCGGAUGGGUGUGUGAGGAUGUGGGAUAUGCGCACAGGGCAAUCGCAUCGCACGCUGGUGGGACAUACGGGACCCGUUUCGUGCGUGCAGUUUGACGAACACCAUCUCGUCAGUGGGAGUCUGGACAAGACCGUCAGGGUAAGCUUGGCGUCGAUUUUGAGAGGAGCAAAGGAACUAUAGAGGAACGAGCAUGAUCCUGAUCGACACGUUCUUUCGUUCAGAUCUGGGACAUUCGCACGGGCUCCAUCUCGGACACGAUUCGCUACGAUUACCCCAUCACGUCGUUGCAGUUCGACAGUCGCAAGAUCGUCGCUGCUGCGGGGGAGAACGGCAUUCGAGUGAGUUGCCGAAGCGCCGAGUGGCGAUUGCAAGUCCUCGGCAAAAACUGAUCCUCUCGACUUGGUGUCGAUGCGACAGGUCUUCAACCGGACAACGUUGCAACACACGGCCUUGACGUUGAAUGGACAUACGAGACCGGCGGAGAGGUUGAGGUUCAUGGAUAGUUAUCUCAUGUCGGGAGGGAGGGAUCAUACGGUCAAGGUGUGGAAGAUGUAG